GGUUUAAAAUGUCGAGUUUAAAUCAUAUCAAUCCGGACUCUUCCAGUUUGUUUGAUUUAUAAGUUAAUAUUAAGAAAGUGAUAAUUAACCUUAUUCUGUGGAAGAGAUAAGAAAGAGAAGAUAAAGAACUGAAAACCUGAAAUUAAACAGUGAUAAUUACCAGGAAUCAACCGAAGCAUCUUUCCCCGAGCUCCGUGAAAACAGAAAAAAUGUAGAAAAUCUCCCGGAUUUAAAACCAUGUGAGUUCUAGGGCUGCGUGAUCGGUUCCCGGAUUAAAAAUGCCGUUGCCGGAGCGAGUAAUUGUACCGGUUGCUGUAUGCCGGGGCACUCUUCAGCUCCCUGUACCAGACGAGCUUGAAGGUGUGACUAACGGUAGCCUGGCAAAUAUAACGCGACAGUUGAGCACCUUGUCGCGCCAUGCCGAGGAGAUGUUCGGCAACUUGUUCACCGAGGCGGAGAUGUUGGCGGUGAGGGGGUCCAACCUUCAGGCCAGGAUAGAUAAGAUUGCAGUGAAGGUUACACAGUUAGACUCUAAUGUCGAGGAAGUUACUCUUCAAGAAAUACAAUUAAGAAAAGCUUUUCGUUCAAUUCAAUCCUUUGAUCAGCAGGUUGUAUCACGUGAUAGUAUGCCUAAAUCUAUGCUUGAACAGUAUCUGAGCUGUGAUAAACCACCUCCACUGGAUAAACUCAACCCUCCCUUUAGUUUAGUUAGCAUCCACUUCUCUUCACAUGUUAAUAUGUUCGUGAAAAAUAAAUUGCGCAUUUCUAGGACUGAAGGUACGCGUCACAAGAAGAGAGUGCGUCAGCCUCAUAACACAACAGAGCGUCAGCGUCAGAAGGUUAUGCAGGAGGGUGAGCAUAUCAUGGAGGAUGGAGGUCGUAUUUAUGGAGAACCUCGAGCUCUAUCUGUUAGUUUUAACCUCCCUGAUUCAAAUGGUUAUGGUCCUGUUCCUGGAGGAUAUCAUCCUUCCGAGGUAGAUAGAUCACCCAGACCCAUGACAAUAGAUAUCCAAGGACAACAAGGAUACUACGGGGGGUAUGACAGGGGUAACCAGGGGGGUCCUCAGCUGCCGCCAACACAACGGGUUGUUAGAUUCGAGGAUACUAGUCGACAAUAUACUCAGGAACCUAUAUAUACUCCUCGUAUACUCCGGGAUCCAGAGCAUAGAUCUGUACAGUUUGAUCUUCCACACCAGCAGCAGUAUACACAAGAACCACCCGCAAUAGACUCACAAUCAGACUCAUCAAGAUCAGAAACUCCUCAACGGCGGCCAGUCAACCCGCCACCUGCUCCGCCCCCUACGUCAACUCCAACACGCGGUGGGCGGGCAGGAAGCGCCGGGCGUGACUCUUUGCCCCCUCCUCCUCCACCCCCUGCCAACGAAAUCGCAGGAAUGACGCUUAACGGUUCUCAAGUGUCUGGUUCUCCGGUGCACCAGGAUCCAGAUCUUCCGCCUCCUCCGCCUGUCCCAGAUACUCUCUCCGCCAGAAUACCCGCCCCUCAUCUAGCCCCAUCUCCACCUCCUCCCCCUGCUCCAGGCACUGAGCCUAGUCCUAGCCACGCCCCUCCGCCUCCUCCUCCACCUCCACCCCCGCCGCCAGCAGAUUUGGGGAUCAUACCUAACGGCGAUGUUAAAAAGAUCGCUCAGAACCCUGGUAUGCAGAGUGUGUUUGAAAGUAUUGUCUCUGGAAGACCUCAAUUGAAGAAAGCGACCCCUAUACUCAAGGAUCCCGAGGAUGACGUCAGAUCAGAUCUACUUAAAGCAAUUAGAGACGGAAUAUCUUUAAAGAAAGUUGAACAGAAAGCAGACCAAUCUCAGUCAGCAGGAUUGAGUGAUGUCGCGAGCAUACUCGCUCGACGAGUAGCACUGGAAGUAUCAGAUAGUGAUGAGGGACCUUCAGAUUCAGAAUAUGAUAGCGAUGAUUGGGGUGAGACGGAUGCCUGACAAGAUAAAGAAAUAAGUAAUAAAUCCAAACCUCAGGAAUAUUUCUUCAAAUCUCAAGAAUCCUUGGCAACUGUUCUGGACUUUGAGGAUGAUGAAUCAACUGCUGAGGACCUUGAGAUGAACGAUACAAAACCAGUUCAAGGGGAGAGAGCUGAUUGUGUACAGUUAGCUCAGGAAAAUGGCGGAUUACCAAAGGAAGAUCACAAAAAGCGGCAUGGUCUGGUCGAAAACCCGGGAAAACUUACGAUCAGCUGUAUAAGAUCGCCUGGAGCUUCUAGUGCACACAGCUCGCCUUGUAAUCCACAGAGGAAAAACUUCCAAACCCUGACUCCCUAAGAGAAUAUUUUAAGAAAUGGAUUUCCCGCAUUUUCAGUAUUUUAUUUCACAUCUACCUUUCCCCACAUUGAGAAAAUUAAGAAUUUUAAUUGUCUAGGACCUAUUGUUGAUUUUAAUCUUUCUGAAUUUUUAUUUACGCGCCAUUGACAAGCUAUCAUAUCAGCCCCCUCCCACUCUCUCAAGUUAUCAAAAACAAAAUACCCCAUUUUCUCAG
Messenger RNA from Eurytemora carolleeae, 2496 nucleotides. Its product is annotated as wiskott-Aldrich syndrome protein family member 3. NCBI's taxonomy places the organism in Eukaryota, Metazoa, Arthropoda, Copepoda, Calanoida, Temoridae. Gene Ontology annotation, biological process: actin cytoskeleton organization; positive regulation of Arp2/3 complex-mediated actin nucleation. The record is from RefSeq and is a predicted model, not a curated record. The transcript has 12 exons. Gene Ontology annotation, cellular component: SCAR complex; cytoskeleton. Gene Ontology annotation, molecular function: actin binding; Arp2/3 complex binding; protein kinase A regulatory subunit binding. Bases 279 to 1946 code for a protein of 555 amino acids.